Messenger RNA from Penaeus vannamei (Pacific white shrimp), 1083 nucleotides. Lineage: Eukaryota; Metazoa; Arthropoda; Malacostraca; Decapoda; Penaeidae. The record is from RefSeq and is a predicted model, not a curated record.
AUUGCGCAGCAGAUCAGUGGCAUGCACAUUGGUGCCGAGUCUCUCCAAGAGGGCCAGGCAAGGUGGGAGAGAGGAGAACCCGACUACUUAGGCCGUGACUCCUUUGCUAACAUCCAGGCCUACAUCGACUCCAAGAUCAAAGGCAACGGAAAGUAGAAAUGCUGCCGGACUCAGCAUGAGUUGCGUGCAGAAUGUUUCAAGAUACAAUGCCUCGCUUGGAUAUCUGAUGUUGAUCAGGGCAGCAACUGUGAUUAGCAACUGUAAAUGGGAUUUUGUAGAAAUGUUGAUCUCCUUUCUUGGGGAAAGAAUUGCAGACUGUUAAGCAAAGGAUACAGUUGUUUCAGAAAAUGUUUAAACUGACCAUGUCCACUUACCUGCCAGUAUCAUCAACAGAGGGUUCUAAGUGUGAACUUUUUCUAUAUUCAAAUGUAUUUCAUACUCUGUGGCAUAUUACAUAAUCUUCACUUCAGUGAUGAUGUUUUCAAACUUUUUUUUUUUUCUUCUUCAUCCGUUAUGGAAGAUAUCAGACAGCAAAUAGAUGCAGCAGCAAGUGACAUGCCAUAAGAAGCACCUUCUUGAGCUUCUGACAAUGUUGAGGCUUUGAUGGCCUUGAAAGACUGCAGCUUUCAUUAUGGUUUUGCUCCUACACUGCUUACUGUUUGAUUUACAGUGAAUCUCGAUUUUUUUCUUUUCUUUUUUUUUUUUUUUUUUUUUACCUCUUUUGUUAUGCACAUGCAGUGUACUGUUGAUUGGUUAACAGUCUAGUCUAAUUUGUUGCUCAAAUGUUUUUUUUGUUUUUUUAUUUUUUUGUUAUGGUGGACUCAGUGCCUUUCAAGGGGUAUGAUUGAAAGUGGGGUUGUGGGUCUUCUGACAGUGACAUUAGGACAUGAUACAGAACAGCUCUCGUGCAAUGUUGGGUAAUUUAAUUGUAAUUUAAAAUAAAAGAUAAUUAAAUUUAUGAACAAAUAUCUUGUGUUCAGACAUUCCGUUUUACCCAAAAUACUUACUAAAAAAAAUGGUUCUUGAUUCAUGUAUUGUGCCAAAUAAUUGGUGUGUGCCAAUUGAAUAAAGAAAAGAAAUUGA